GGGUAGAGACACCCGGAAACGGAUUCCGUUUCGGUGGCGGCGCGAGCCGCGAGCCUCGGAGGGGACGGACGGGCGGCUGCUGAGUAAUCCCCGCGGCGGCGGGAGGCGGCGGCCUGGGCGCCCACAUCCCCCGUCGCGUUGCAGCUGGACCCGGGCUCCUCCCUCCGCGCCCCGCCCGCCGCUCCCCUCCCCUCCCCCGCGCCCGCUCCGGCGCGCUCCGGGCAGGUAGAGCCGGGCUCCGGGCGCGCGUGGGGGCCGCAGCAGCUGCUACCCCACCUCGCCUCGGCCCUGCGCAGAGCCUCGCGCGCCCAUGGCUGGCUCGGAGCAGCAGCGGCCGCGGCGGCGGGACGACGGAGACUCGGCGGCGGCGCCCCUGCAGGACGCGGAGCUGGCCCUCGCCGGCAUCAACAUGCUGCUCAACAACGGCUUUAGGGAGUCGGACCAGCUUUUCAAACAAUACAGAAAUCGUAGCCCAUUAAUGAGUUUUGGAGCCAGCUUUGUCAGUUUUUUGAAUGCCAUGAUGACAUUUGAGGAAGAAAAAAUGCAGUUGGCAUGUGAUGAUUUAAAAACCACAGAAAAGCUGUGUGAAAGUGAAGAGGUUGGAGUAAUUGAAACAAUCAAGAAUAAAAUUAAGAAGAAUGUUGAUGUCCGAAAAUCCACCCCCUCUAUGGUUGAUCGGCUUCAGAGGCAGAUAAUCAUAGCUGACUGUCAAGUUUACUUGGCUGUGCUCUCGUUUGUAAAGCAAGAAUUGUCAGCAUAUAUAAAAGGUGGGUGGAUCCUCAGGAAAGCCUGGAAGAUUUACAAUAAAUGCUAUUUGGACAUCAAUGCCCUCCAGGAGCUGUAUCAGAAGAAGCUAACGGAAGAGCCCUUGACUUCUGACGCUGCAAAUGAUAAUCACAUUGUGGCUGAAGGGGUGUCUGAGGAGUCUCUAAACAGACUGAAAGGUGCUGUGAGCUUUGGAUAUGGCCUUUUUCACCUUUGCAUAUCCAUGGUGCCCCCAAACCUGCUCAAAAUCAUCAACCUGCUGGGUUUUCCUGGAGACCGCCUACAGGGGCUUUCUUCACUGAUGUAUGCAAGCGAAAGUAAGGACAUGAAGGCCCCUUUAGCUACAUUAGCGCUGCUCUGGUAUCAUACUGUAGUCCGCCCGUUUUUUGCCCUGGAUGGCAGUGAUAACAAAGCAGGCCUGGAUGAAGCGAAGGAAAUUCUUCACAAAAAAGAAGCUGCUUAUCCAAAUUCUUCCCUCUUUAUGUUUUUCAAGGGACGCAUACAACGAUUAGAGUGUCAAAUCAACAGUGCCUUGACUUCCUUCCAUACUGCCCUGGAACUUGCAGUAGACCAGAGAGAAAUCCAACAUGUGUGUCUGUAUGAAAUUGGUUGGUGCAGCAUGAUAGAGCUGAAUUUCAAGAAUGCAUUUGACUCCUUUGAGAGGCUAAAAAAUGAGUCCCGGUGGUCCCAGUGCUACUACGCCUAUUUAACGGCAGGUGCAGGGGUAUCCUUCUACUACCGUGAGGCUUUCACAAUCCUCCUGGCUCCUAAGUGUUCUUGCCUAGAUUGCUUUUUCUUCCACUUUCCGAUUUGUCAGGGAGCCACUGGUGAUGUGGACGGGGCACAGAUUGUCUUUAAAGAAGUUCAGAAACUCUUCAAAAGGAAAAACAAUCAGAUUGAACAGUUCUCAGUGAAAAAGGCAGAGAGAUUUCGGAAACAAACCCCAACCAAAGCACUGUGCGUGCUGGCGUCCAUUGAAGUGUUGUACUUGUGGAAAGCCCUCCCCAACUGCUCCCUCCCCAACCUACAGAGGAUGAGUCAAGCUUGCCAUGAAGUGGAUGAUUCAUCUGUCGUUGGAUUAAAGUAUUUGUUUCUUGGUGCCAUACACAAAUGUCUAGGGAACUCAGAAGAUGCUGUCCAGUUCUUUCAGCGAGCUGUUAAAGAUGAGUUGUGUCGUCAGAAUAACUUAUAUGUUCAGCCAUAUGCUUGCUAUGAACUUGGCUGUCUUCUGUUAGACAAACCAGAGACUGUGGGAAGAGGCAGAAGUCUCCUUCUUCAGGCAAAGGAGGAUUUCUCUGGCUACGACUUUGAGAACAGAUUGCACGUCCGCAUCCACGCUGCUCUGGCUUCGAUGAGGGAGUUGGUUCCUCAGUGACAGACCCGAAGUUCCCGCUCCGUCCCUCCCCACACAGGUUCUGCACUUUAAAAGUAGAGGACACAGCUCUUAUGAAGAUCAGCUUUUCUUCUGAAAACCAUCUGGGCCUGGGACACAUUUUCUCAGUUAGGUUGAUGUAUUAAAGAUCUCCUCUUUUAAACACAUAGCUAAAAAGUAAUAAUGACGAUGAUAAUAGUAAUAAUAACUAAGCACCUGGGGAGAGGGUUAAGUGACCUUGUUCAAACAUUUUAGUUUUGUGAUUUAUUAUUUUUUAAAUAAAAUUCAACUAAAUAUUCAACCUGCAAUCUUGUAGGAAUGCCUACUUGAAGCACACAUCUGACUGGGUAACACUAAGAGGUACCUGUAAAAUUAUUAACAGUAUCACGACAUAGCACUUAUAUUGUGUUUUGAAAAAAAAAAGUGCUAGUUGUUUUACUUUAUCCUCAAACUAUUUCUGAGAAUGACAUAGCACAGAUGUCUCCAUUGUCCAGACAAUGAAACUCAGGCACAAAAAAGGCUAAUUGACUUAUCGCAAUUAAUUAUUCCUGUUAUUAUGGAGUAAUGAAUAGAAUGCAAGUCUCCUAACCACAGACCGAAUAUUCUUUCAUUGUAAAAAUAUAUAUAUAUGUUAAUAACCAGGAUCCCAUGUUUUCUUAUUAAAAAACAAAUACUCUUCA
Messenger RNA from Mesoplodon densirostris (Blainville's beaked whale), 2817 nucleotides. It is a transcript of the gene TTC39C, whose product is annotated as tetratricopeptide repeat domain 39C. The coding region runs from base 311 to 2140 and encodes 609 amino acids. The record is from RefSeq and is a predicted model, not a curated record. Lineage: Eukaryota; Metazoa; Chordata; Mammalia; Artiodactyla; Ziphiidae. The transcript is spliced from 15 exons. Gene Ontology annotation, biological process: cilium assembly; otolith morphogenesis. Gene Ontology annotation, molecular function: protein binding.